UUCUGCAGCAGCAUGCAUGCAUGUCCAUAGACGUCAUUUGAUUUUAAUGGCCUGCAGGAAAUUUGGCGUUACAACUCCAGACAUUAAGGCAAGAGGGAGAGAGGGAGAGAAAGAGAGAGCAGGGACACGGGGAAAAUCGCCGCAUGAAAGAUAUUGGUACAAGGAUAUCUCUUCAUUUUCAGCAUAUUUUUCUGCUAAGACUUUAUCAACAAGUUAUUGCGCCUUUAUUAUAUGUUUCCCGAGUGAAGGACUAUGGCAGCCCGCCUGGCUUUAAACUUUAAAUUUAGGCUGGAGAUGGAGAUGGAAAUGUAUUCCUACUAGCUGGACUGCCCGGGGAACUAUUACAUCAGACGAAAUGACAAUGAUUAAAAUCUGCUUUUUGCUGCUCUAAAUCUAUUGAGCGACUGACAGUUGCCUGUUAGGUUUCUUACCCCCUCUAAAUCACAACUUCACACCGUUAAGGGCAACGGUCUACUUUUGCCGGAAAAUAUAAGAUAAGUUAUUAUAUCUGUGCAGUCAUAAUUUCGAGAAUAGAGGAUAUCACGUUUUCUUCCUUGAGAAAAUUGCCUGGGCGAGAGAGUGGAGUUGAGCUAAUUGUAGCCUAAUCCCUGGCCCAGAGGCGCUCGGGCAGCCCGGAGCAAGAAUUUUCUUUUUUAGCUCGGCUCUGUUAUUUAGAGAAGGAUUAUUGGCUUUCUUCUUCUCAUAACAAACCACAGGGGCAGUUUCAUUUAGGCAAAAAGGCAGACAAGAAGCCCGAAACGCGAAGGAGGAUUCCGGCAAGAGCGCACAUUUUACGCGUAUCCAAAUAAGAGCUGAGAAGGGGAAGGAGAUCAUCUCAUCUAUGUUCAAGGAGGGAAGAAGCAUGUCACGGCUGUCUCUGACCCGGUCCCCGGUCUCUCCUCUGGCCGCUCAGGGGAUCCCUCUGCCGGCUCAGCUGACCAAAGCAAACGCCCCGGUGCACAUCGAUGUCGGGGGACACAUGUACACCAGCAGCCUGGCGACCCUCACCAAGUACCCAGAUUCAAGAAUCAGUCGUCUGUUCAAUGGCACCGAGCCCAUCGUGUUGGACAGCUUGAAGCAGCACUACUUCAUAGAUCGGGACGGCGAGAUAUUCCGCUACAUUCUCAGUUUCCUCAGGACCAGCAAAUUGCUCCUUCCAGAUGACUUCAAGGACUUCCACCUGCUGUACGAGGAGGCACGCUAUUACCAGCUGACACCAAUGAUCAAGGAGCUCGAGCGCUGGAAGCAGGAGCGCGAGCAGCGGCGGAUGGCGCAGCCCUGUGACUGCCUUGUGGUCCGAGUCACACCCGACCUGGGCGAAAGGAUCGCCCUGAGCGGGGAGAAGGUCCUGAUAGAAGAGAUCUUCCCCGAGACGGGAGACGUUAUGUGUAACUCAGUCAACGCUGGCUGGAACCAGGACCCAACACACGUCAUCCGCUUCCCCCUCAAUGGCUACUGCAGGCUCAACUCAGUCCAGGUUCUUGAGCGUCUCUUCCAGAAAGGCUUCAGCGUGGCGGCGUCAUGCGGAGGCGGCGUGGACUCGUCCCAGUUCAGCGAGUACGUGUUGUGUCGCGAGGACCGACGGAGCCUCUCCAUCAACACGCCCAUCAGGAUAAAACAGGAGCCCCUGGACUAGAGCACUCAAGGAAGAGGGACAGCCAACACCCCUGCCUCCUUCCAUCUCCUCACACCACCCCACACAGUCCACUCGUCCCCCUCUCACCCCCCGUCCCCCUCCGUGCCCUAACAGGACGACAGCCACCCCACAACAUACCUAAGUAUUAGCAGAGGCUUGUUAACCUCGCUCUGCAGAACUCUAAGGGGAAUGUAGUACCAAACAAAGGAAAAAAGCAUCAGCAACAAAAGUUUUUGAUUAUGUUAAAAAAAAAAAAAAAAAACGCCCAAAGAAUCUGGGACCGUGAUGAAAACAACAACGAUGACAAAUGAACGCUACGGCAGCUCACUAAUUUAGCACAGCGACUGGUUGAUUUUUUUCCUUUACUCUCUUAUGAAAAAAAAAAAAUAAAAAAUACGUGGCCCGAACCUUUUGGAGGGACACCACCGCCCUCUCUUUCAACCCCAAUCGACUCCACCGUUCAGCUUCAACAUACGCCCCCCUCCCCAUCCCUUUACCACCCUCUCAGCGGUGUAUCAUCCAGUUCUGUUUCUGUGUGAGGCCCGUAACUUAUCUGACUGACCAAGAGAAGCCUGCUGUGGGACAAUGACACUUUGGUAAACAAGAAUUUUUUUAAGGAUGACAAGAAGAGGACACAGUCUGAUUUUGUGAGUCCCCCCCAAAAAGGCCCUAAUCCUCAAGAGCCCAUGACCCACAGGCCUGACCGCAGAUGUCGAGCGUCUCUGAACACACUAUCGUUUGCCAAACUGAUUGUUUAUUACAGUUUUUCAUUGUUGUUUCUAAAGUAUGUUCUUCUUGCUCCUUUUUGCUGUUCUUAUCAUGACAUGGUGUAAACAAUUAUUAUUAAUAGGAUUAUUUUUAAUGUCUCUUUUUUUUUCCUUUCUCCAAUAUGAAGGAUGUAUGAACUUGUAUUCAUUAGGCUUUGAGAGCUUGUGAGGGAGCAUUUCUUGGCAGUAGCUGCAGAAACUAAGAUGUCUGCGGGCUAUGUGGCUAAAGCGAUCUGACUGGCAAUGCAUUCAGAGCCGGAAAAAGUCCCAUUGUUCAAACAGGAAUGGAAGAAAACCUGGAUGUUUCAACAUUGUUUAUAGUCAAAUGUGUAGCACACAUAAAACAGUGCUCUAGAAUUUCUGCUUAUUAGCUCUAAAACAUAUCCCGGGUCUCUGGUCGGAUUCUCUCGCACGAGCACAAAACAUUUGUUCGUAUUUAGCACAAGUUUAAGAGCGUCUGUAAAUUUGAAACGCCGGAAUCGAAAAUUGCACAUGCUCUAAGUAUAAUGCAGUUGUUUUUUUUUUUUGUUUUUUUUGAGUUAGAAUGUUAGGGACGUGAGGACCAAUGGGGAAAGCUGACGUUUACCAGUAUGUCUCAUGAUCAGCAAGAGAUGUACUUUAAAUGCUUAAUGUUUUUUUGCACUUAAACAUUUCCUCCUGAGCUGCCCUGCCCUGUUCCCAAAAAACACUUGUUUGAACCCAGUGAGCAGUGCCAAGUCAUGCUGUUCAUCUUCUCAUGUUUUAGCAGACUGUGACAUUACAACACAUGAACAAAAAAAAAAAGAAGAAAAGAAAAGAAAAUAGAACAAACACUCUAGGUACCAAAGUAGACAAGGUGCCUAUUUUGUUGAUUGUACAAAUAUAAAGAUGUUCUUUUUGCAGUUUAUAGAAAAAGAAGACGCAAUGCAUUAUUCAAAACUGUAUGAAGGGUACCAACAUUUGAUCCUGCAGGCCUCCAGUCUUGACAGUUUGGUUGAGGAUAGCUCCGGGUACCUUCAGACCGAGUUUGAAAGACAAAGUCUCUGUUUCAAUAUUGUCACUUCUAAGCCAAGAUUAUUUCAGUGGUUCUUCACAUGGAUGUAUGGCAGAACCCAAAGUGAACUGUACUCCCAACGUCGGCAUGUUAUUCACAAAGAGGCGAGUGGGCGGCAUUUACUCUAUCCUGCUCUCAUUCUUUUGGUCUUAUUCUCAACAUUUCUCCAUCAAAGCCAGAAACAAGAAAGGCCAAGUUUUCAUGCUUUGUAUUUGUGUGUUACUUACAGAUGCUGUUUCUAACAUUCCAAAAGACGGAGAGAAAAGAAAAGUGCAUUCUGAUCUUUGUGGGUGCUGCCAGUUGUUUGAGUUAAACCGAUUGUUUUUAGUUGUCCAUUAAAAAUGGGUGGUAGCUGUUCUGACCGUGUGUCUGGAUGCCGCUGAUUAAACAAGGCCAAUGAGAUGGAUAAAGAUGGGCUUGGUGUAAGUGUAGCCCCGCGUCUAGUGCAGUCUUCCCCGAGGGUCUUUAUCACAAUCAAGUCCAUCUUUGUUCUGACCUGCCAGUGGCCUGCGCCUUUGCAUCCACUCGCCUCAAAGGGAAUGGUCAACCAGGCCUUUCAUGUGCCGAGGCAUGUUGGACUCUUCACAGCGGUUCUCACCCCCCUCCGCCUCCCUGAAGGCCUCGCAGCUCAGCGGUGCCAGUAGAAACCGGGGUUGCACCCCCUGCUGCUGUGUCAUCCCCUGUGCCUCAUUUUCAAAAUGCCCUCCUACGCCGUAACUCAGCGGACCACACCACAACAAACCAAACAAACUGAUGAGUCAAAAUACAAGAAUAUUCAGAACAUGGUGUACUGUGCAGCCAAGAUGACUGGAUUCCUCUCCUGAUCCCAACGCCUUUGUAACUUAAUACCACCUGGCAUUAAGUGUCAUUAGGUUAUUUCUUGAGAAAGAGGUGUGCGAAUGAUUGGAACCACACCUACAAAACCCACAAAAAUAACUUUCGUUUUCAGGGAGGAAGGAGAGAAGGCCUAUUUUUAAAACCAUCAUAUAAUGGGCUUUCAACCACAUUACUUCCAAUAUGGAAAUAAAGCAAGGAAAAGGAACAAAAGAUGCCGGCAUGGGUGGGUCUCUCUCAUCGCAAUAACCAAACCAGGGAAGCCCCCUUUUUGACUCAGCACAUGCGUAGAUGGCAGGUCAACCACAGAGCUCGACCGACUUGACGGGACUGGAAACUUCACUGACACGCUCGCACAUGUCACCCUUUCCAGUCGAAAGUACUGGUCAGUGUGUCGAGGCAGUCCACGUGGCAAUCACUCCACUUCUGAGGCGGGUCAGUUGUACAGUUAUUGUAAAUUGAAUUAUCAAGGACUCUGGGUUUUAUGGGACCCUCAAGUUUUUAAGAGACUUCUAAGUCCUCUUCACAAAAAGAAUGAAAAGAAUUCAAAGCAUUACAUUGUGUACAUAUGGAUUAAAACAUUUCAAAGGGUAUAAUAAGGUGCAAAUGUAUAUUAUUUAAAGUGUUUAAAACAAUUAGACUGUGGUAUUAAAGGGCAUGUGUUCAUUUACAGUGUCUCCAUUUGACUUUUCUUGCAUAUUUGCGAUAAUAAAAGGAUGUACUGUA
Molecule: messenger RNA, 4996 nt
Organism: Mugil cephalus (flathead mullet)
Lineage: Eukaryota; Metazoa; Chordata; Actinopteri; Mugiliformes; Mugilidae
Product: BTB/POZ domain-containing protein kctd15
Exons: 5
Coding region: 842-1636 (264 amino acids)
Biological process (GO): protein homooligomerization
Molecular function (GO): protein binding
Source: RefSeq, a predicted model, not a curated record